GUACCCCCCUCGCGAGAGCGCCGAGCACUCCGGCCUGGGAAGCGCGUGCAGAAGCGGAGGUGCUGUUCAUGGGACUUGUCGGCCGCCGUAGCCCCUGCUAGGACAGCCCGUGCGAGCCUGCUGGAGGAGGAAGAGAAAGGCAGAGAGAGUCGGGUUACAAGAUGGCGGAUCUGUAGUAGUUACUGCGGCGGCGGCGGCGGCGGGAGAGCGAGCGAGCCCUGUGGGGCAAAGGGACGGGAGGGUGGGUGUAUGCAGGGUUGAAGUGAGAGGUAACUAGGCCUCCGGGCGGAGGGUCUCAGUGGCUCUUGUCACCCCUUCUCGCGGCUGAACCUUUGAAGCCAUGGUGAAUUCGGGCCUCUCUGGAGCCGCCGCCGCCACCGCCACUACCGCGUCUACCGUCUCCCAAGAGUGAGGGGCGCGGACUAGGUGAGCGAGGAGGCGGCGGCUGGAGCGGUGGAGACAGCAGCCACCAUGUCGGAUACGCGGCGGCGAGUGAAGGUCUAUACCCUGAACGAAGACCGGCAAUGGGACGACCGAGGCACCGGGCACGUCUCCUCCACUUACGUGGAGGAGCUCAAGGGGAUGUCGCUGCUCGUUCGGGCAGAGUCCGACGGAUCACUACUCUUGGAAUCAAAGAUAAAUCCAAAUACUGCAUAUCAGAAACAACAGGAUACAUUAAUUGUUUGGUCAGAAGCAGAGAACUAUGAUUUGGCUCUGAGUUUUCAGGAAAAAGCUGGCUGUGAUGAGAUCUGGGAAAAAAUUUGUCAGGUUCAAGGUAAAGACCCAUCAGUGGAAGUCACACAGGACCUCAUUGAUGAAUCUGAAGAAGAACGAUUUGAAGAAAUGCCUGAAACUAGUCAUCUGAUUGACCUGCCCACAUGUGAACUCAAUAAACUUGAAGAGAUUGCUGACUUAGUUACCUCAGUGCUCUCCUCACCUAUCCGUAGGGAAAAGCUGGCUCUCGCCUUGGAAAAUGAAGGCUAUAUUAAAAAACUACUGCAGCUGUUCCAAGCUUGUGAGAACCUAGAAAACACUGAAGGCUUACACCAUUUGUAUGAAAUUAUUAGAGGAAUCUUAUUCCUAAAUAAGGCAACUCUUUUUGAGGUAAUGUUUUCUGAUGAGUGUAUCAUGGAUGUCGUGGGAUGCCUUGAAUAUGACCCUGCUUUGGCUCAGCCAAAAAGACAUAGAGAAUUCUUGACCAAAACUGCAAAGUUUAAGGAAGUUAUACCAAUAACAGACUCUGAACUAAGGCAAAAAAUACAUCAGACUUACAGGGUACAGUACAUUCAGGACAUCAUUUUGCCCACACCAUCUGUUUUUGAAGAGAAUUUUCUUUCUACUCUUACGUCUUUUAUUUUCUUCAACAAAGUUGAGAUAGUCAGCAUGUUGCAGGAAGAUGAGAAGUUUUUGUCUGAAGUUUUUGCACAAUUAACAGAUGAGGCUACAGAUGAUGAUAAACGGCGUGAAUUGGUUAAUUUUUUCAAGGAAUUUUGUGCGUUUUCUCAGACAUUACAACCUCAAAACAGGGAUGCAUUUUUCAAAACAUUGGCAAAAUUGGGAAUUCUUCCUGCUCUUGAAAUUGUAAUGGGCAUGGAUGAUUUGCAAGUCAGAUCAGCUGCUACAGAUAUAUUUUCUUAUCUAGUAGAAUUUAGUCCAUCUAUGGUCCGAGAAUUUGUAAUGCAAGAAGCUCAGCAGAGUGAUGACGAUAUUCUUCUUAUUAAUGUGGUAAUUGAACAAAUGAUCUGUGAUACUGAUCCUGAGCUAGGAGGCGCUGUUCAGUUAAUGGGACUUCUUCGUACUCUGAUUGAUCCAGAGAACAUGCUGGCUACAACUAAUAAAACUGAAAAAAGUGAAUUUCUAAAUUUCUUCUACAACCAUUGUAUGCAUGUUCUCACAGCACCACUUUUGACCAAUACUUCAGAAGACAAAUGUGAAAAGGAUUUUUUUUUAAAACAUUACAGAUAUAGUUGGAGUUUCGUAUGUACCCCUUCACAUUCCCAUUCCCAUUCUACCCCCUCUUCCUCCAUCUCUCAAGAUAAUAUAGUUGGAUCAAACAAAAACAACACAAUUUGCCCUGAUAAUUAUCAAACAGCACAGCUACUUGCCUUAAUUUUAGAGUUACUCACAUUUUGUGUGGAACAUCACACAUAUCACAUUAAAAACUAUAUUAUGAACAAGGACUUGCUAAGAAGAGUCUUGGUCUUGAUGAAUUCAAAGCACACUUUUCUGGCCUUGUGUGCUCUUCGCUUUAUGAGGCGGAUAAUUGGACUUAAAGAUGAAUUUUAUAAUCGUUACAUCACCAAGGGAAAUCUUUUUGAGCCAGUUAUAAAUGCACUUCUGGAUAAUGGAACUCGGUACAAUCUAUUGAAUUCAGCUGUUAUUGAGUUGUUUGAAUUUAUAAGAGUGGAAGAUAUCAAGUCUCUUACUGCACAUAUAGUUGAAAACUUUUAUAAAGCACUUGAAUCGAUUGAAUAUGUUCAGACAUUCAAAGGAUUGAAGACUAAAUAUGAGCAAGAAAAAGACAGACAAAAUCAGAAACUGAACAGUGUACCAUCUAUAUUGCGUAGUAACAGAUUUCGCAGAGAUGCAAAAGCCUUGGAAGAAGAUGAAGAAAUGUGGUUUAAUGAAGAUGAAGAAGAGGAAGGAAAAGUGGUUGUGGCGCCAGCGGAAAAAUCUAAACCAGAAGAUGAUUUUCCAGAUAAUUAUGAAAAGUUUAUGGAGACUAAAAAAGCAAAAGAAAGUGAAGACAAGGAAAACCUUCCCAAAAGGACAUCUCCUGGUGGCUUCAAAUUUACUUUCUCCCACUCUGCCAGUGCUGCUAAUGGAACAAACAGUAAAUCUGUAGUGGCUCAGACACUGCCAGCCACUUCUAAUGGAUCCUCUUCCAAAACCACAAACUUGGCUACGUCAGUAACAGCCACCAAGGACUGUGGGAGGCCAAGGCAGGAGGAUCGCUUGAGCCCAGGAGUCCAAGACCAGUCUGGGCAACAAGGGAAGUUUGGUUGGCUUAGUGGAUUAUCCAGAUGAUGAAGAGGAAGAUGAAGAAGAAGAAACAUCCCCCAGGAAAAGACCUCGUCUUGGCUCAUAAAAUAUUUAUUAGGAGACCCUCAACAUGUGGUCUUAAAAUGCUGCAACUGUUCAAUGAGCUGUAAAUCCGAAUCAGAAAGCUUUCUCAAUUGAACUUAGAAAAUAUACAAGGAGUAGCAAAAGACACUCAAUAUAUCAGCUAAGGGAGUUUAGUUCUAAUAAAAAAACAGGCUUCCCAGGAACUUCAUUGCUUGCUAGUAAUUAAGGGGUUUGCCUUUUAGGCUGUCAAAACAAACGUUAGUAACCAGAACCUGGGAGACAGAUUCUCAGCAAGGAAAAGUCACAGGUUUUGGGAUGGUUUAGGGGAGGGGAAAAGGUUGAUAUAAUAAUGCAGGGUUGCUCCUCGGGGUAUUGAUCUAAAAACAAUUUUAUAGAACUUCAGUUGUAAACUCAAUAACAUUACUUGUAUAAUGGUGCUGGCCAUGUUGUUGUUUUAAUCAGUUGCCUCUUUUUAAAAGAAAUUUUUAUGGAAAACACAUUCAACUGUCAUUAAAAAAAUGAAGUUAAGCUGUUGGGACCAUUUAUUUAAGAUUUAACAAAAGUUCAGCCUUUUAGGUAGUUGAAGGGAAGUACACCCCAUAUUCAGCACAUGUUGAAUUUUCUACACCAGGAAUUUUCAAUAUGUAUAUUGAUGAAAACAAGCUCAAUUCAAACUGGACAGUUUUAAGCUAAUGUUAAAAUCAGCACUUUUAGAGACAAUGAAGGCCAAGAAUCAGUACAGUAGUAUUCCAAAAUGAUUUUCUCUAGAAAUUUGAAAGUGGAUAGAACAGAAUGUUUUCAACCACCUACCAGUACAAUCUUUUGUGGAAGAUACUUUGAAAUCACUUUUUGCUUUGUUAGUAAAGUUUUCUCUCUUUCCAGAGCUGCAAGUUUUAAAGUGUUACUUAUACAGACCAACAAAGAAUAGUGCUGAAUUAAGUGGCAUUUGGUAUCUAGAAGCCAUUUUGAUCCAAGAAGCGACUUGUGAAAGUCAGCAUGCAGCACAUGUAGCUUUUCUGUAAACAAGGGUGUGAUAUGAAAGCUGCUUUUUUAAGAAGAGUAAAAGCACAUUCCAUGUACGUAAGUGAAUUUUAAAAUUAAAUUGAGGCAAACAGUUACGUUUUAUUUUUAGAGCAACAAGUUAACUGUACAUAUUUUAAUGUUAGUUUGCUCAUCUAUGAUCUGAGAUCAUGCCGAAGUGAGAAAAAUGUCCCCAAAAUACAAUUUAAUGCAUUGGGAAAAAAAAAUUUUUAAUAGUAAUUCCAGCCACAAUCUUUAGAUCACCCUUGUAAUGUGUUAUGGGUCCAUUUUUCCUGGAAUAGUUUAAUCUGAAGCAGUUUCCCCUGUUUUGGAGAUUUUGUAGUUAAUUUUAAUUUUGGCUAUUGUUUGGAAAAGAUGAGCUGUCUGUGUAGAUAUGAAGUAUAGUUUUUCCAUAAAACAGAUGUUUAUUUUGUAUUAAAAAUACCACUGUACUUGUUUUACACCAUUUGUAUACAUGUGGUGAUAUUAAUGCUAAACUGUAAAAUUCAGGAAUUAAAAUGUGACCCUGUAAUUCCAUAA
Cercocebus atys (sooty mangabey) is the source of this 4626-nucleotide messenger RNA. It is a transcript of the gene PPP4R3B, whose product is annotated as SMEK homolog 2, suppressor of mek1 (Dictyostelium). Bases 472 to 3027 code for a protein of 851 amino acids. Gene Ontology annotation, biological process: DNA damage response; protein dephosphorylation. Gene Ontology annotation, molecular function: protein phosphatase activator activity. Lineage: Eukaryota; Metazoa; Chordata; Mammalia; Primates; Cercopithecidae. The transcript is spliced from 18 exons. The record is from RefSeq and is a predicted model, not a curated record. Gene Ontology annotation, cellular component: nucleoplasm; protein phosphatase 4 complex.